CAACAGUAUCAUGUCAAAAAAUCGACGCAUCAACAGUGGAAAAAAUUAAUAACAAUUUAACUUAAAAUAAAGAUUUCUGGCUAAUAGUUCCUAAGUGAAAUCCAAGAUGGCGGCGGGAGGUACAGGCGCAGUAUUUUUCCUGGGCACCCGAGCACACUAUCAGGUGUUGCAACAGCCGGAGACCAGAUUCGACCUGGAGAACGGCAACGCGUCCACGGAGACGAUAUACCAGAACCCGUCAGUGCAGGAGGUGUGGCCAAAAGGACAGCCCGAGGCCGACGGCACUGGCUCCUAUGUCACUGACAGGGGUAACUGGAGCUAUGAGAAGGAAGUUUCAGUGAGUGAUGAGAAAGAGAAAUCGGAUUCAAGCACCAAUACGAAGAAGAGGCCUAAACGGCGUGUGAGCGAGACAGCAUUGUGCGAGAAGGACAACGAUAUGAAACCCGCUGCGCUCAACUCUCUUGGAGACAAUACAACGCCGAAGCCCAAGUCCCGCCGUCGGAUCCCGCUGGUGACGUUCUUGCAGUCGCUGGGGCGGCGCAAGCGGCGCCUGGACACCGACGGACAGUACCUGCAGCACAUCGAGAGCGCGCUCAUGACCUGCACCUACAGGGAGUCCUGCAGGUGUCUGGAGUGUCAGAGUCGCUAUUUCGAAUGCGACGAGGACUCUGAUGAUUACAACUCGGACGACAGCGACUACACGCCGCGCUACGUGCCGCAGGUCGAGGAGCCAGAAGACCACAGCUAUGAGGAUGAUGAGGUUAUCAUCAGUUUCAAGUUUAUUAAUGUCAA
Messenger RNA from Manduca sexta (tobacco hornworm), 792 nucleotides. RefSeq lists its product as uncharacterized. The annotation marks the transcript as partial. The record is from RefSeq and is a predicted model, not a curated record. The transcript has 6 exons. Lineage: Eukaryota; Metazoa; Arthropoda; Insecta; Lepidoptera; Sphingidae.